Fusarium keratoplasticum is the source of this 2727-nucleotide messenger RNA. Its product is annotated as Chloride channel protein. Gene Ontology annotation, molecular function: voltage-gated chloride channel activity. Gene Ontology annotation, cellular component: membrane; Golgi apparatus; early endosome. The record is from RefSeq and is a predicted model, not a curated record. Gene Ontology annotation, biological process: transmembrane transport; chloride transport. NCBI's taxonomy places the organism in Eukaryota, Fungi, Ascomycota, Sordariomycetes, Hypocreales, Nectriaceae. The transcript is spliced from 6 exons. Bases 1 to 2727 code for a protein of 908 amino acids.
AUGAACCGCAUCAUGUCUGGAGACCCCUACGCCUUCGCAUCCACCUCCGCCUCAGCCUCAGCCUCGUCCGCAUCGCAUACCCCCGACUCGGAUCGUCGCGACGAGCUCGACUUUCUCGGCCAGGAUGGCGACGAGGUCAGCGCCCGUCGUGGCGCCUAUGGCCACGGCGAUGACGGCCAUGAUAUCCUCGAAGAUGACCCGCUACAAGGCAAUUUAGCUGCACCCAUGUCCUUCAAACGACGUCAAGGACCCUCGUUCCUCUCUGCGCCGGCCCGCCUCUUCUCGGCCAUCAUGGGCUCACGAUCCAACGCUUCGCAUUCUUCAUCGAGAGGCCCGUCGCCCGCCGUAUUCUCAGGCUCAGAGACCCCUCCGCGCGCCGAACCCGUCACCCUCAAUGCCGCCUCCAAAGAUGGUGCGCCGCUCGAUUGGUACAUAGAAGGACCCGGCCGCCGCGUCGGCUACGAGGAUCUCACGGCCAUUGACUGGAUCUUCGAGUACACCAAGGAGCGCCAGCGCCUGCGUGUCCUAUACUCUAGCGCGACCGGAGUGCUGGGCUACGCCCGCCGUCUCAUCGACGCCAGCCAGGUCUGGAUCGUCCUGUUGCUGACGGGCAUGGCUGUCGGCGCAGUCGCUGCCUGCAUCAACGUCACCACCGACUGGCUUGGCGACCUGAAGGAGGGCUACUGCUCCAGCGGGCCUGAGGGCGGCCACUUUUACCUUAACAAGGCGUUUUGCUGCUAUGGAUAUGAUCAGGGCUCCAAGUGCGAGGGCUGGAAGACAUGGGGUGGUGCCCUCGGAGUGGGCUCGGCUGGCGGCAGGUGGUUCCUCGAGUAUUUCUUCUUUGUCGGUCUUGCGAUGCUGUUUGCAUAUGUAGCUGCUCUCCUGGUGCAAGAGUAUGCCAUCUACGCCAAGCAUAGUGGUAUCCCCGAGAUCAAGACUGUCCUGGGAGGGUUCGUUAUCCAACGAUUCCUGGGUGGUUGGACGCUUGUGACCAAGUCACUCGGCCUUGCCUUGGCUGUGGCCUCGGGCAUGUGGCUGGGCAAAGAAGGCCCCUUGAUCCAUGUCGCUUGCUGCUGCGCCAACGUAUUUACGAAGUUGUUUCACAAUAUCAACGAUAAUGAAGCUCGAAAACGAGAGGUUCUAUCCGCUGCUGCGGCUUCGGGCGUCUCUGUUGCCUUUGGUUCCCCUAUCGGUGGUGUCUUGUUUAGUCUCGAGACAUUGUCGUACUAUUUCCCAGACAAGACUAUGUGGCAGAGUUUUGUCUGUGCCAUGACAGCUGCAGUCGUUCUCCAAGCCUUCGACCCUUUUAGGUCAGGCAAGCUCGUCUUGUACCAAGUCCAGUACAGUAUCGGAUGGCAUCGUUUCGAGUUGCUUCCUUAUGCCAUCCUGGGCAUCCUGGGAGGCAUCCAUGGUGGCCUCUUUAUCAGGCUCAACAUGGCCAUCGCGCGCUGGAAAAAGGCCAAUACCUGGAUCCCUGGCCCCAUCGCCCAGGUCCUCAUCGUGGCCUUCUUCACAGCUCUCAUCAACUACCCCAACUUUUACAUGAAGGCGCAGACUACUGAGCUCGUCUCCAACCUCUUCUCCGAGUGCUCAAAGGUUCUCGAUGACCCUAUCGGCAUCUGUAGGACAGGUGCCGCGUCUGCUAGAACCAUUGUUCUCCUCGUCUUUGCCUCGGUGCUUGGGUUCUUCCUCGCAGCCGUCACCUUUGGCCUGCAGAUCCCUGCGGGCAUCAUUCUGCCCUCCAUGGCCAUUGGUGCUCUUACAGGUCGUGCCGUGGGCAUCAUCAUGGAGAUCUGGGUCACCAACUACCCAUCCUUCUUCCUCUUUGGCUCCUGUGAGCCUGAUAUACCCUGCGUUACUCCCGGCACGUAUGCCAUUGUCGGUGCCGCGGCCUCACUCGCCGGCGUGACCCGUAUGACAGUGUCUAUCGUUGUCAUUAUGUUCGAGCUCACUGGCGCCCUCACAUAUGUUCUCCCCAUCAUGAUCGCUGUCAUGAUCUCCAAGUGGGUUGGCGACGCCUUCUCGCGCCGUGGUAUUUACGAGUCAUGGAUUCACUUUAACGAGUAUCCCUUCCUGGACAACAGCGAGAAUAGUGAUGUUAUCCCUGACAUUCCUGCCGCCCAAGUCAUGACCCGUAUUGAAGACCUCGUCGUCCUUACGGCUACGGGCCAUACCAUCGCCUCCCUUACUACCAUCCUCGAGAUGCACCCCUACCGCGGCUUCCCCGUCAUUUCAGACCCCCGUGAAGCUAUACUGCUCGGCUAUAUCUCACGCGCCGAGCUGGCCUAUAACCUCUCCGCCUCAACUCAACCGCCUCGCUCACUUCCUCCGGAGACCGAGGCCUUCUUCUCUCAUCAGCCUCUCGCCGACCCGCGGACCACCCUUGACCUCCGCCCCUGGAUGGACCAGACUCCCCUGACUCUACCAUCCCACACAAGCCUACACCUCGUCUCAACAUACUUCCAGAAGCUCGGUCUACGCUACCUUCUCUUCAGCGAUCGCGGCGUCCUUCAGGGGCUGCUGACAAAGAAGGACGUCUGGUACGUCCUGAAUGGCGCCGAGGAGACAAGGCGCACCAUGGGCCUAGGACCCAGUGGGCGAGGUCACGAGACGGGUGUGACGAGUAUAGCGGCGGACGAUGGCGCUCUCGAGAGUAGCGGGCUGCUGCAGGGUGCGGACGGCGCUGACGACGGCGACAGCAUCCAGGGCGAGGAGCCCAUGUUAUAG